UUUUCACCCAUCUUAGAGAGUGUAAUGUGUAUGUAGCAGUAGGCCAGUAGCCACCUAAAUUUCAAUUUCCAAUUCUAAUUUCAAUUUGAGUAGUGAGUCCCUGAAAAUCAAGCAUUCAACAAUGGCGAAUCAACUCUACGGCCACCAAAAACAAUCCUCCAGCAUCUACAAUUCCUCUUCAAGAUCCGCCAUUGAUGCAUACCAUCCAGAACAACAACAACCAUCUUCCCUUCGAACCUCUUCUCGCUACCUCUUCGACCCUCACUCUCUCUCCUGUGACCCUCCUUCCUCUUUCUAUCGAACUACUCCUUCCGAUUCUCAUCCUCUUCGCUACUCCUCCUCUGACCGCCACUCUCUCUCCUCCAUUGACAACCUUGGACUCACCUCUGCUGCUUCCAGAAUGUACGUUCCUACUGCUACUUCCACCUCUUUGUGGCCUUCUUUCGACGCUUCUUCUACUCUCAGUAAGCGCCCUUCUAAAGCUCUCUACGAUCAUCCUGUUCUGGGUGCCCAUAUGAUUGGGCAAAAUGAGGCUUGGUUUACUUCUGAUUUUUUGGCCAAGCGCCCUAGAUUGGAGAGUGCAAGCAAUUUACCAAUUUAUCCACAAAGACCUGGAGAAAAGGACUGCUCGUACUAUAUGCUUACUAGAAUCUGUAAGUUUGGAGAUAAUUGCAAGUUUGAUCACCCUAUCUGGGUUCCUGCAGGUGGAAUUCCUGAUUGGAAAGAGCCUGCCUCAGUUCCUUCUUCUGAUUCCCUUCCUGAAAGACCUGGAGAACCAGACUGUCCGUACUUCCUAAAGACUCAAAAAUGCAAAUUUGGUCAGAUGUGCAAAUUUAAUCAUCCGAAGGAUAAACUGGAUUCAUCUAGCUGUAAAACCGAUGAUCCAGAUUUACCUGAUAGACCAUCUGAGCCUGUUUGUUCGUUCUACAUGAAAAUGGGAAAAUGUAAAUUUGGUACAUCAUGCAAAUUUCAUCAUCCUAAAGAUAUUAAAGUCCCAUCAAAUAAACAAGAAGCUGGUGAUGGAGUGCAGACUCAUUCAAUUGAUCAGAAUGGUAGUGAUGGUACUGCUGGUGAUGGAAAUAUAAUCAAACCCACCUCAAAUGCUGCAUUAUCAUAUAACUCGAAAGGACUGCCUAUGCGCCCGGAUGAAGUUGAUUGCCCAUUCUACAUGAAAACUGGCAGCUGUAAAUAUGGGAUCACUUGCCGAUACAAUCAUCCUGAUAGGAAUGAAUUGUUGUCUCCCUACUCAGUUAUCAAUCCCACUGCUGCAAUGGUUGGCCAUACAGUUUUUCCUUCAUUAGCAAACUUUAAUGUGGGGUUUGUCAAUCCAGCUGCCUCCAUUUUCCAAAGUCUUCAACCUGGGCUGGCUCAAACAAUGUAUGGACCGGUUCCAAUGAUGUACCCUCAGCGGCCUGGCCAGAUUGAAUGUGAUUUCUAUAUGAAAACUGGAGAAUGUAAAUUUGGAGAAAAGUGCAGGUUCCAUCAUCCUAUAGACAGAUCUGCACCCACAAGAAACCAGACCCUGGAACAAAAUGUUAAAUUUACCCUCGCGGGUCUUCCGAGGAGAGAGGGUGUUGAACAUUGCCCCUUUUAUAUGAAAACUGGCACAUGUAGCUAUGGGGCUAAUUGCAAGUUUGACCACCCGCCUCCAGGAGAGGUCAUGGCCGUGGCAGGACAGGAAACUUCCACAAAAGCUGAAGAGGAAGAAACCGAGGAUGGAGAGAAUGUCGCAACAGCUGAAUAAUAGCGGCAGACUGUUAAGAUUGUUGUAUAAGUUCAGAAAAGCUGUUUAUGAUUCCUGUUGAUUUGUAGUUAUGUGAUUAUGUUUUCGUCAUGUUAAUUGUCUAAUCUAUGCAUACUUUUUACUGUUUGACAGCCAUCAAAUUUAAAUCAUUCAGGUGUUCAGUACUUCAGUGGUUGUGUAAUCGCUUGAUACUAGUGAUAUCUUAUUCCCAAACUGCGCUUAAUAUUUCUUUUGCUUGCGCAUGUGUAUUGUUAACAGGCCUGAUUAUUGGGCAAGUCGGGGCUG
Messenger RNA from Chenopodium quinoa (quinoa), 2029 nucleotides. Its product is annotated as zinc finger CCCH domain-containing protein 37-like. The transcript has 12 exons. Gene Ontology annotation, molecular function: metal ion binding; mRNA binding. Lineage: Eukaryota; Viridiplantae; Streptophyta; Magnoliopsida; Caryophyllales; Amaranthaceae. The coding region runs from base 122 to 1744 and encodes 540 amino acids. The record is from RefSeq and is a predicted model, not a curated record.